Messenger RNA from Equus caballus (horse), 2668 nucleotides. It is a transcript of the gene FPR2A, whose product is annotated as N-formyl peptide receptor 2. Gene Ontology annotation, molecular function: complement receptor activity; N-formyl peptide receptor activity. Gene Ontology annotation, biological process: inflammatory response; complement receptor mediated signaling pathway; positive regulation of cytosolic calcium ion concentration. Gene Ontology annotation, cellular component: plasma membrane. The record is from RefSeq and is a predicted model, not a curated record. Lineage: Eukaryota; Metazoa; Chordata; Mammalia; Perissodactyla; Equidae.
UGUCUCCCCAGAGUGUUGGAGCUGAGGGGAAUGUUCAGGCAUUAAGUUUCUAAGGAGAGUUAUGCUGUCAACAACUCCAGGGUGCUUUUUGGAAAUUGCAAGAUUCUGAGUUUCUGUCCUGAUUGGUUCCAGCUCCAUUGUCCCUCCCUCUUGUCCUUCAAUAAACCAUUUGCAGAAGCCCUUCCACCUACAUUGCUCAGCAAGAAGCCAGGAACCAGCCACAGGAAAAGGAUCUCAGCUGGUGGUGUCAGCAAGAUGGAAACCAACUUCUCCGUCCCUCUGAAUGGAUCCAAUGUGAGGCCCCAUCAGCCUCCUGGCUACGCUGUUGUGAAUAUCCUCUCAUUGGUGGUGCUUGGGAUCACUUUUGUCCUCGGAAUCCUGGGCAAUGGGCUUGUGAUCUGGGUGGCUGGAUUCCGGAUGGCACGCACAGUCACCACCCUCUGUUACCUGAACUUGGCCAUAGCUGACUUCUCUUUCACUACUACCAUUCCCUUCCUCAUGGUCUCAAUGGCCAUGGGAAAACAAUGGCCUUUUGGCUGGUUCCUAUGCAAGUUAGUUCACAUCGUGGUGGACAUCAACCUGUUUGGGAGUGUCUUCCUAAUUGCUUUCAUUGCUCUAGACCGCUGUAUUUGUGUCCUGCAUCCAAUCUGGGCCCAAAACCACCGCACUGUAGGUCUGGCUACAAAACUGAUCAUGGGACCCUGGAUUCUUGCUCUAAUCCUCACCUCACAAAUUUUCCUCUUCUUCACUACAAAAAGUGAUGGGAAAGGGAAUACACUCUGUACUUUCAGCUUCGAAUCCUGGGGUAACACCACUGAUGAGAAGAGGAAGAUAACCGUCACCGUGUUGACAGUCAGAGGGAUCAUCCGGUUUAUCAUUGGCUUCAGUAUGCCGAUGUCCAUCGUCGCAAUCUGCUAUGGCCUCAUUGCUGCCAAGAUGCACAAAAAAGGCAUGAUUAAAUCCAGCCACCCCUUACGGGUCCUCACUGCUGUUGUGGCUUCUUUCUUUCUCUGUUGGUUCCCCUUUCAACUGUUUGCCCUUCUUGGCACAGUCUGGAUCAAAGAAAUAUAUUUUGAAGGUAAGCACAAAAUCAUUAUUCUCCUUAUUAACCUAACGAGCUCCCUGGCCUUCUUCAACAGCUGCCUCAACCCAAUACUCUAUGUCUUCGUGGGUCGAGACUUCCGAAAGAAACUGAUCCACUCCCUGCCAGCCAGUCUGGAGAGGGCCCUGAGUGAGGACUCAGCCCAGACCAGUGACACAAUAACCAAAUCUUCUUCAUCCCCUGCAGAAGUCCAGUUACAGGCAAUGUGAGGAGGUCUGGGGGACAUUUUUGAGAUCUGCCUGCCCCUACCAUGCUCCCAGUUGCAGCUUCAUUUCCCUUGGAUCAUCCUGAGCCACUCAUCUUGAAUAAUGCUUUGGGGCCCCCUGAUGUGGGGGGAAGAAGGACAUAAGGGUAGCAUUCUUGUCAUUUUGGGGUUUUGGACCUCAGCCUAUAACCCGGUGUAAGCAGAGGUGGGAAAAUAAAACAAAAGAAAGAGUGAUGGGGAAUUUGUAAAGCUUAGCUGAGAGAGUCAAUUAAGGGGAAAACUUUAUUAUUUCAUCAUUAAAUACGAUGUUGCCUGUAGCGUUUAUUUAAAACCUAUUUUUCAUAAGACUACGCAAGUUUACUCUUUCUACCUCAUUAAAGCUUUUCUUUUUUUAUAAUUGUGAAUGGUUAUUGGAUUGUAUCUAAUGCAUUUUCUGCAUAUAUUAAGGAUGAUUAUAUUAUUUUUAUCUUCUUAUUUAUAUCAUCAAAAUUACACUGAUUAAUUUUUGAAUGUUAAAUUACCCUGCAUUCCUAGAAUAAAUCAAGCUUGGUCAUGACAUAUUUUACGUAUUUAUAAAUUAAUCUCACUAGAUUGUUUGGAAUUUCUGCAGUUAUGUUUAUGCAAUGAUUAGUCUGUUAUUUUGCUUUCCUCUAAUGUCCUUGUCAGGUUUUACAUCAAACUUAUAAUGGCCUCCUGAAAGGAGUCAGGAAGGGACUCCUCUCAUUCUAUUCCCUGGUGUUACAUCUGUUAUAAAUGUUUAGAGAAAUUCUCCAGUGAAGCCUAUUGGGUCUCAGGUUUUGUUUCUGGGAAGGUUUUAAUGGCAAGUUCAAUUUCUUUAAGAGUUAUUGGACUAUUCAGAUUUUCUAUUUCCUCUUCUGUCAGUUUUGGUAAACUGUGACUUUCAAGGAAUUUAGCCAUUUCAUCGAAACUGCCAAACUUAUUGGCAUGAAACAGUAUAACUGUGUAUAGCGCUUGUAUGGUUUCCUUCAUGUAAUGAGAGUGUAAGCUGAGGGCAGGGAUUUUGGUCUGUACUGUUCACUGAUGGAUCUCCAUACCCCAAGUGUAAAAUAGUGCCUGACAUGUGACAGAGUCUCAAUAAAUAGUUGUGGAAUUAAUGAAUCAGUAACAAUAAUAUCACUCAGGUGUCAAGUGAGAACCUUCAGUGUCUAGCUAAAAUUAUCUCUGACCCUUCUAUCAUGCCUUGGGCCACAUCCAGUGAACUCUCACCCCCAUGCCCACAAUUUUUACAAAUUCCCACGUGGUUUACAUUUUAUGAACACCUGUGGUUUGGGGUUUCUGCUAAAGUACUCUGGCUAACUGUUGCCUGAUGACUUUGUUUUGAAAUAAAUCAGUCCACAAUA